CCGGCCAUUGCACCUGUCAUUCACUAACCGGCGUGCGCGGUGUCUGUGCACUAUACUUGAGUUUUGCGGUAGGAUUCCGCACUCGCGGCCUAGUGCCAGUGGGUAGAUCUGCAACAUGCGGGCUCUCCUUUUGGGCAUUGUUGUCCUGUGCCUCUUUGCAGGGCUGACUAGAGCAGAGGAUGCUGAAGAUUCCAGCGCUCCCAGGGUGGAUCAGGAUUUGGGCAGCAGCCGCGAUGGCUCGCGAACAGACGACGAAGUUGUGGAGAGGGAAGAGGAGGCCAUAAAGCUGGACGGUUUGAAUGUGGCCCAAAUGAAGGAGAUGCGAGAGAAGGCCGAGAAGCAUGCCUUCCAGGCGGAGGUUACGCGAAUGAUGAAGUUGAUCAUCAACUCUCUGUACCGAAACAAGGAGAUCUUCCUGAGAGAAUUGAUAUCGAACGCAUCCGACGCCUUGGACAAGAUCAGGCUUCUCUCACUGACGAAUCCUGAUGUGCUAAACUCGAAUCCUGAGUUGACGAUACGAGUGAAGAGUGACAAAGAAAAUGGACUGCUGCACAUAAUAGACACUGGCAUUGGCAUGACUAAAAUGGACCUGGUCAACAACUUGGGUACCAUAGCCAAGUCGGGUACAGCAGAGUUUUUACAAAAGGUUACAGAAACUGCUGAAGCUCCUAAGGAACUCAACGACCUCAUUGGCCAGUUUGGUGUGGGCUUCUAUUCUGCGUUUUUGGUGGCCGACCGUGUCAUUGUGACCAGCAAGAAUAAUGAGGAUGAGCAGCACGUGUGGGAGUCGGACUCUGGCGAGUUCACAGUGGCCAAGGAUCCCCGAGGUAACACGCUUGGCCGUGGUACCCAGGUGACUCUGCAGCUGAAAGAGGAGGCCCGGGACUUCUUGGAGCUGGACACACUCAAAAGGCUGAUUGAGAAGUACUCUCAGUUCAUCAACUUCAACAUCUACCUGUGGACAUCCAAGACUGAAACUGUGGAGGAACCUGUGGAGGAGGCCAAGCCUGAUGUUGAAGGAAAGGAAGAGAAAGAUGAAGACAAGGUUGAGGAGGAAGAAGAUGAUGAGCCCAAGACAAAGAAGGUUGAGAAGACCACAUGGGACUGGGAGCUCAUCAACAGUGCCAAGCCUAUCUGGACACGUAAGCCAGCUGAAAUUGAAGACAGUGAGUAUGAAGAAUUCUAUAAGGCCAUCACUAAGGACACCAAGGCACCGCUAGCCAAAACCCAUUUCAUAGCAGAGGGGGAGCUGACCUUUAAGGCAUUGCUCUACAUACCAUCAGUGCAACCGACAGAGUCCUUCAAUCGAUAUGGAGGGAAGGUGGAUCACAUCAAGCUCUAUGUUCGGCGUGUGUUCAUCACUGAUGACUUUCAGGAUAUGAUGCCCAGUUACCUCAGUUUCAUCCGUGGUGUUGUUGACUCCGAUGACUUGCCGUUGAAUGUGAGCCGCGAAACACUGCAGCAGCACAAAUUGCUUAAGGUAAUCAAGAAGAAACUUGUGCGCAAGGCAUUGGACAUGAUGAAGCGCAUUCCCGCUGAACAAUACGAGCAGUUCUGGAAAGAAUAUUCUACCAACCUGAAGCUGGGAAUCAUUGAGGACACUACAAACCGCACUCGGCUGGCAAAGCUGGUGCGCUUCCACUCGUCGCAUGGUGAAAACCUAACAUCCCUGUCCGAGUAUGUUUCACGUAUGAAAGAUGGUCAGCAGACCAUCUACUACAUGGCCGGAGCAUCUCUUGAUGAAGUGAAACGCUCUCCCUUUGUGGAGCGUCUGCUGAAGAAGGGCUAUGAAGUGCUUUACCUAGUGGAGCCUGUAGAUGAGUACUCCAUCUCGUCACUGACAGAGUUUGAGGGCAAGAAAUUCCAGAAUGUGGCCAAGGAAGGUCUCAAGGUGGAUGAGGGCACCCGGGCACGUGAACGUCACGAUGCGAUUGCACGCGAGUUUGAGCCACUGACGAAGUGGUUGGAAGAUGAAGUAUUCAAGGGACGCAUUCUCAAGGCCAUGAUCUCUGAGCGGCUUGCCACUUCUCCGUGUGCCCUUGUAGCCAACCAGUUUGGCUGGACAGGCAACAUGGAGCGACUUGCACGGAGCAAUGCUCAUGCCAAAUCGCACGACACAAUGAGGGACUACUACCUCAGCCAGAAGAAGAACAUGGAGCUGAACCCAAGGCAUCCGCUCAUCAAGGAGCUUCUGCGCCGUGUCAAGGAUGACAAGAAUGACCCACAGGCACGCAACAUGGCAGAGCUGGUGUACGAGACUGCAACACUCCGUUCGGGCUUCCUUCUUGAAGACACACUUGCAUUUGCUGAGCGCGUGGAGACUCUGAUGAGAAAGACACUUGGGCUUCCAGAAGAUCAAGGGGUGGAUGAGGAGCCAGAUGAAGAUGCAUUUGAGGAGGGAAUUCCCAUAGAUCUAGGCAAGAAGGAUGAUGAGAAACCAGAAGAGGAGGAGGAACCGAGGGAUGAGCAUGAAGAACUAUAGAACAAGAAAAUCUGGGACAAACUUUCAUGUAUAGGUCGACGCCUUUCACUGCUCAUGUCAUCGUCACCCUUGUAUAUUUAUGCUGGCCUCGUGCUGGUGCUGUUUUUGUCUUUACUGUGAAAUAAAGCCUUUGUUCAUGUUUACAAGGUAGGCCUCUUUUCCGCUGUGUUUUGCAAGUUGGGUGCAUGCCGAAUGGUAAUGAGCUUAGCUAUUUUAGUGCUUUCGCACAGAAGUGCAUCGAAUUCAGCAAGCUGCUUGACUGUAUACUUGAGCCAUUACAAAAUAAUCGCACCUAUAGUGGAGGCAGCUCUAUGAAGCUUUCAUUUUCCACAGCAUGAAACCAUAUAAGGAACCAAUUAAAGGGCUUGCAGGCAGAGAGGAGCUUCGCUUGGCCAGCUUGCUUGGGGCGCAUCUGUCCACUGCAUUACAAUGUACUUGAAGGGGGCAGUGUGUUCACAGGUGGCACAUGGAUGCCAGCCCAUGAGACGGUAGCACCACUGCUAGUAUCAAUCGCAUAGGGCUUCCAGUUGUGCAUUCCUGCUGUUGUCAGUCGUGCUACUUGUGUGCUGCUAUGGAGGGCGUCGAACUUUGUCUUGGUGAUUUUUUUUCAAGUUUUUGUUCAAACGCCGUAUUCACUUAAGGGCUUGCUUUUUCUUGAAGUGUUCCAGUUUAAAUUGUACACAAUAGGGUUUUUCCUGCAACAUAAAGCUGUGAAUGCAAUAUAAAUUCAAUUACUUUUAAUUGUCCACCUUUGGAAUAACUCAUGCAAGUGACUUGUACUUAAUGUCAAAUCAAUAAAUUCAUUAAUGAAUUAUAUAAAUGUGCUGUUGGCUUGCGUUACUCAUAUUUCGUGAAUAAUUUAGAAUUAGCUAAAUUAAUAACAUUAUUCACCUAUCUCCAAUAGAGUGUUGAGCUUGGGAGUUUUAUAAAUUAAGUCUCAUUGCAGAAUGUCCAUGCAUUUUUUGAGUGAUAUGCGCAUAUGAAGGAGUAGGUUUUCACUGAUAAAUUUUUUCAUGAGAGACGUGAUUGUAAGAAUUGUAUGUGCAUUUCCAUAAUUGAUUUUCUGCAGCCUAAAGAUGUACAAGUGGCAGUUGUGGCUUCUUUGGCUGACUAUUGUAUAACGCUUCAUUUCAUACUGCCAAAUUUUAUGUAACAAGUUGGCUCUUGCUUCUUUUCAAUAUGUUUAGUUCAAUAUGUUUAGACCCUCUCAUGCAAUACUCCGCCUUGGAGCAUCUGAGGACCUUGAACAAUUUAGUGCCCUUUCACUCUGCGAAGCAGGAUAACCAGCGAAGCUGUAUUGGGAUGACCAUAUUGACAAGUAUAUUGUUUUAUAUUGGUUGCCUUAUUGAUCGAAUAAAGACACAAACACUAGUUUUUAUCUUUA
Molecule: messenger RNA, 3866 nt
Organism: Dermacentor andersoni
Lineage: Eukaryota; Metazoa; Arthropoda; Arachnida; Ixodida; Ixodidae
Gene: Gp93
Product: heat shock protein 90 Gp93
Biological process (GO): protein folding
Molecular function (GO): ATP-dependent protein folding chaperone; ATP binding; ATP hydrolysis activity
Source: RefSeq, a predicted model, not a curated record